AUGGUCCGCGCCAGAAUUCCCAAGAAGCCCCGCGGCUGGGUGAGCCCAUCCGCACCUCUUUCCAUGCGCAAGCAGGUAUACCUUCCCAAUUUCACAAUCGCCCUCAUUCGUACCCCCUUCCUUCCCCCGCGCUUUGCCUCCUUCUACGUCCCCUUGAACUUCAACAAACUCGAUCUUCGCGACUACCUGCAACGGCUAUAUGGGGUUGGUGUCCUGAGGAUCCGUAGCUACGUCGAGCAAAUGAAGGUCACCCGGAUGAAGCGCAAUGGAAAUGGGUAUGGUCAGCUUCGACGGCCGCAAUCGAAGAAGAGGAUGACGGUUGAGAUGAAGGAGCCGUUUGUUUGGCCCGAGGCUCCGGAGGAUAUGGCGCCAUGGGAGAAGGAUCAGUUCUUCAAAGCCGCAGAAUACCAAGACAACAUCCAGAAGUCACAGCAAUUCGAAAACAAAACAAAGCCCAAUGAAGCAGAGCGUGAGGCCUUCGAGGCAGAAGCAAAGAAGCUGCUGGACGGCUCGAAACCGUGGAGGCCGACUUGGCAGGCUCUGGGGCUGAAUUAUAAUCGCUCGGCUGUGGGGGAUGCGAAGGACAUUUUCCCGGGCAAUGGGCGAUCAUAG
Aspergillus calidoustus is the source of this 612-nucleotide messenger RNA. Lineage: Eukaryota; Fungi; Ascomycota; Eurotiomycetes; Eurotiales; Aspergillaceae. The record is from the annotation of a GenBank genome assembly.